AUACCAACCCCCAACCCUCCUCGUUAAAAAUGUAAAUGCGAAAAAAUUCAAUACUGUGCAGCCAAACGCGACGGUCGCAGCGUUCUCCACUCACAAUCGCUCUCCCCGCUUUAUUUCCCCAGCACGUAAUGCUCCAGAUCCGUGAAUAUAACCCAAAAAUCGGUUAAAGAUUGAGAACGGUUUUCGAAUCGCCCCUAAAUCCUCAGUAAAAUCCCCAGCGAGGGCAACUUGCAAACCGGCAACAAAAUAAAAAGUGCACAGCCUGUCCAGUGAGUGAAAAGUGGCAAAGUGUUCGAGCGCUAAGCUAUAGCAUACGAUCUUGGGCAGAUCCGGCAAAACAUAUGUCAAGUGCAGGGCCCCGCGACUGCUAGCAGAGGCUGUGACUGCGACUUCCGCAUCCGCUCCUGUUUCUGUUGUUGUUGGUGGCAGCAGCAGCAGAUACAACAAUGAUAAGCAGAGCCGAUUCGCAGACAUAACACAUUGCGGUGGCGGUUGAGAAGAACGGCAUGGUGAAAAUGGAAUCCACGGAAGAACAGGAUCGAAAGCUAGUUUUGGAGUUCUGCCACCUGCUAGAGAAGUCCAAGCAGCUCUUCAACGGGCUCAGGGAUCUGCCUCAGUACGGCCAUCGGCAGUGGCAAGCCUACUUCGGCCGCACCUUCGAUGUCUACACGAAGCUGUGGAAGUUCCAGCAGCAACAUCGCAUGGUACUGGACUCAAAGUACGGCCUGAAACGCUGGCAGAUCGGCGAAAUAGCGAGCAAAAUUGGCCAGCUCUAUUAUCACUAUUACUUAAGAACCAGCGAAACCAACUACCUGAACGAGGCGUAUCAGUUCUAUGCGGCAAUCAGGGGCAGGGCCUACUACUCGCGGGCGGCCAAGGAGGAUCGGCCCGAUCUGAUGGUGAAAAAGCUGCGAUACUACGCCCGCUUCAUCGUGGUGUGCCUGCUGCUCAAGAAGAUGAAGCUGGUGCGCGAGCUGGUCACCGAGCUGGAGAAACAAAUACAGGAGUACACCAACACCUACGAGCCGGAGGAUCAUCUGGAGUGGUCGCUGGUGCUGGAGGAGAUCAAGGGCUUCAUCAAGGCGGAGGCGGCGGUGGCCGUCCUCCAUGCCGACUCCAAUCCCAUCAUCCUGUCGCACAGUGGUUCCGGUUCUAGGUUGUCGCCGCUGACGACGCCGCCCUGCGAGCGGUCGCCGCACAUGACGCUCAGUCUGCAGGAGAUCCUGAUCGUGGGCUCCGCCUGCGAGCAGGCCAAGUUCUCGGAACUAACGAUGGACAUGUUCCGGAUGCUGCAGACGCUGGAGCGCGAGCCCACGGAGUCGACCACGAAUCCGCUGAGCAUGGCCCACGGACUCCACGGGCACGACGCGAGUCCGGCCGCCAGCCGGAUACCGCCGUACGGAGUGCCGGGCUCCAAGGGCUACAUGGAGAACGGCCGGGCCUUUCGAGACAAUCCCCACAAGUAUUUACUGUACAAACCUUCGAUUAGCCAGCUGCUGGUGUUCCUCGCCAGCGGCUCCAAGGAACUGCCGCUGGGCGGUGCCCUGCUCCUUUACAUGUCCGCCGACGGCUGCUUCUCCACCACCAAACAUCCCGAGGAUUUUGGCUACGAACUGGGCGGCCUGGCCACCAGCGUGAAGCGGGACAGCGUGGACGGAGGCGGCCUGUCGUGCCGGGGCAAAUCUUACAAGGAAAACCACUGCCUAUAUCCGGGUGAUCUGUAUCCUUUCACACGGCGACCCAUGUUCGUCGUGAUCGACUCGGACAACUCGUUUGUCUUUCAGCACAUACCGCGCUACUUUGGCCAGCCGCUGGUGGUGCUCAUGUCGCCGCAGGAUGUGCCUCCAGCAUUCCAGGCUGAUGUCCAGCACCAUGGCUCGCUGUUUACAUUGUUCCUGCACUCCCCGCUCACCGCCCUCUGCUACAUCUGCAACGUUGGAGACGUGCCCAUCCACCACUGGGAACGCUGCCAGACCUACGUGGAUCGCUUCAUCACGGAGGCCUCGCGCCUAGUCACUCGGUGUCGCAUCGAUGAGAUCGAACAGGGCAUAGGAUUUAUAGACUCCUCCUAUGUGCAGUUCUUUGGCGACGACUUCCUGCGCACCCUGAUCCUCCGCUUCGUCUUCUGUGAUGUCGUGCUGCGUCUGCACCGCGGAUUCCGGGGGCGGCACAUGAGGCCGCGCUGCGAGCCCCAACUGCCGGCGAACGAGCUGCUGGAGCAUCCUUCGCUGUCGCACAUCAUCUUUCAGCUGGCCUCGGCCCUGGAUGUUCGGGGCCACUUCUCGGAGGGACCGGAGUGCGACUGAUGACUUUUAGCGGCCGUAGUCCUAGUGGUGGCCGUGGGGAUCUGCCUGCGACAGCAGCUGUGCCAGUUGAUCGAGAGGCAGCUUUCCGGAUGGAUGCUUUCGCUGUACAAUACCUUUCCGCUGGGCUGGAAUUGGGCCUGAGAACGGGGACGUGGGUUUCCAUGGGUUUCCGUUACCUUUCCUUGGCAGUGCCCCGGCUGCCGGCGUAAUUCAUUUUAAUAACGUAACGCAACGUAACUGCAUUAUAAUACGAAUAUAAAUAUAUAAAUACGAGUAUAAUAUAUAUGAUAUAUGCGUAUAUGGAUAAAGGUAAAUUAAUCAAGUAGCUAGUUUUCUUAUAUAGUGCGUCGCGCAAUGGAAAUGGUCCAAUGUUAGUUGCUUAGCAUAUACAUAAUUAAUGAUAACGAAGAUAUAAAUCAAUGAUAUUCAGCCGAUAUCGCUGCAGCAACAAGAACAACAACCACAAACAUGUCAAAAGAACCUAACAAACGAUAACUGCCAAAAGAAGAUGAAAACACAAAAAAAAAUAAGAAACCAAAAAACAAUUUAAGAAAAACGAAACCGAAGAUCUAAUCAAAUUUAGUUUGAGCGAUAGCGGGAAAUUUUUAUGAAAAUUGUGAGAGGGGAUUUUUUGUAUCGGGUCUAGGAUCGCCUGAUCGGGAAAAUAGGUAACUUUGUCAUACGCAGCGGAAACAUUUUAGCUUUUAUACAACCGAUAUUGAGAGAAACCUAAUCGAAAGUGAAUUACGAACACGACACACUAUAUAAGAAAGGGAAUGCGUUUUUUAUGCAUUGUACGCGGCGCUCAUAACAAAUUUAAAUUACGAAACCAGAAUAUUAUUGUACGUAUGUAAUAUUGCAUAUAUGUAUCUAUUAUGAUUACAAGAUGACUGAAAGUUACUGUUUCAACAAAGGAAAAAGAAAAAAUAAAGCAACCAAAAAGAUGGCAAAAUUUAGCAAAAGUAAUAAUAAAUAAUAACUUAUACAUAAUGCCCUAGUUAAGUGAAACAUGGAAAAUAUACAAAAUAUAUUUUGCGUAUGUAAAAGUAAAAGUAAAAUACAAAAAGCCCAACCAACAUUUUAUACGAACUAAACGCAUACAAAAUUUACACUUCAACUAACGAAUGAAACGAAAAAUCUGUUCUUGAAUCAUUUUUCCAAAAUGCCGCAAAUUUCCAUUUCGGUUUUCGGUUCAAACUGUGAAUUGGAACAGGUCACCGUAAUAAUAAAUAUUUAUGAUAACAUAUAGUUACAAGUCACACUAACUCUAUGGAUUUAUAGGCAAAUGAUAAACGCAAUAUUGAAAGUUACAAAAUUAUAUAUAUAAAGCAUAUAUAUUUCAAUACGAAAAUAAAACUAAAACUAGUUGAACGCAUAGUAAAUUACUUGAUCAUUUUUACACGACAAGCCGCAAACGAAAAUAAAGCAAAAUCUUACCAAAAAGAUAAAGACAAUUUAACAAUUACUUUAAAUUUAUUAUUUACUACGGAUAAUAUGUGCAUUUUUUAUAUAUUUAAACGAAAGAUAAACAAAUUUUACGCUAGUUACAAACAAAUUUUUCUGAAGUCUUCAAGCAGCCGUAUUAAAAACGAAAAACUACAACAAAACGAAAAGAAAAGAAAACUAAUUUAUUCAGCCGAGUUCUUAUCAACUUAUUCGCUUUGUUAACUAACAAAUUGUAUAGCUUUUUCACAAUUUCAUUUACACUUUUUGUACAUAUAGGACAAAUACUAAAAGAAUCGUUGAAAGAACCAAAUUGUAUCACUCACUCAUUGUAUCAUUUUACAUUCAGAUUUUUGUACAUUUUGAGAACUGCAUUUACGAAAUAGCGAGAACAAAUAAGGUAAAUACAUUAAAAGGAAAGAAAGAAAGAAUUGCAAAUAAUCAGCAACAUUAACCACACACACUCACACGUAAACGAAGCCCACAAACGAGAACAUCUAAACAUUAUCAUAAACAAAUUGUUUAAACGACAUGCAACACCGUCAAAGUCACAAAUAACAUACAAAAUCGAGAACGACAUACAGAAAUGAUAACAAAUUUAGCAAAGCCACAAGAGAAUAUUAUGAAAAUGGAACGGAGAACGAGAAAGUGUAUGGGAGUUUGUAUGAAGUAAUAAGAAUAAAGCACACGUUUGAAAAGAGA
Molecule: messenger RNA, 4451 nt
Organism: Drosophila takahashii
Lineage: Eukaryota; Metazoa; Arthropoda; Insecta; Diptera; Drosophilidae
Product: protein SCAI
Biological process (GO): DNA-templated transcription
Cellular component (GO): nucleus
Molecular function (GO): transcription corepressor activity
Source: RefSeq, a predicted model, not a curated record